Molecule: messenger RNA, 582 nt
Organism: Drosophila miranda
Lineage: Eukaryota; Metazoa; Arthropoda; Insecta; Diptera; Drosophilidae
Gene: Dtd
Product: D-aminoacyl-tRNA deacylase
Exons: 4
Coding region: 51-527 (158 amino acids)
Biological process (GO): tRNA metabolic process
Cellular component (GO): cytoplasm
Molecular function (GO): D-tyrosyl-tRNA(Tyr) deacylase activity
Source: RefSeq, a predicted model, not a curated record
CAGCCAGCACUCCAUAAAAUCUUCCAACAAAAUAAAUAAAAAAACGAACCAUGCGGGCCGUCAUACAGAGGGUUAGAGCUGCAAAGGUUACGGUGCUGGAUGAGCUGGUCUCCUCCAUUGGGCCGGGAUUGUGCGUGUUGGUCGGAAUUAAGGCUGAUGACACAGUCACAGAUGUUGAGUAUCUGGUGCGCAAGAUACUAGCUCUGCGGCUGUUCGAGGACGAAGGCAAGCGGUGGCAAAAGUCGGCCAAAGACCUGCAGCUGGAGAUUCUUUGCAUCUCACAAUUCACACUAUACCACCGACUGAAAGGCAACAAGCCCGAUUUUUCGGCUGCUAUGAAGGGAGAUGACGCCCAGAAGUUGUACACACAUUUUCUGGACCGCCUCAAGCAGUCGUACGACACCUGCAAAAUUAAAGAUGGCAAGUUCGGGGCGAACAUGCAGGUGCACAUAGAAAACGACGGCCCCGUUACAAUCAACCUGGAGUCACCCGACAGGAAGCAACCGGACGAAGGCGUGGACAAGUGAAGCAUUUUUAGCUGGGUUCAUUUUGCCAAAAAAUAUACAAGAAAGCUACUAUUUA